This is a messenger RNA of Labrus mixtus (cuckoo wrasse), 2050 nucleotides long. RefSeq names its product nuclear receptor subfamily 1, group H, member 5 (gene nr1h5). The record is from RefSeq and is a predicted model, not a curated record. Gene Ontology annotation, biological process: positive regulation of transcription by RNA polymerase II; bile acid signaling pathway; negative regulation of transcription by RNA polymerase II. NCBI's taxonomy places the organism in Eukaryota, Metazoa, Chordata, Actinopteri, Labriformes, Labridae. Gene Ontology annotation, molecular function: nuclear receptor activity; RNA polymerase II cis-regulatory region sequence-specific DNA binding; zinc ion binding. The coding region runs from base 185 to 1666 and encodes 493 amino acids. The transcript has 11 exons.
UGUCAGUGUGUGUGUGUGUGUGUGUGUGUGUUUGUGUAUAUUUGAAAAGUGUGGGAUGAGGCUGGGCCCAAGCCAACAUUGCAAAAAGUUGGACAGAUAGACAAAGCGAGAGGACACCAGGACGCUCAGCGCAGCACCAUCAACGAUCCAGCACUAGAAGCUAAGGAGAGGAUCUUCUGUCCAGAUGAGAGAGUGGACUGAGUGGGAGAUGAACUUUUCAGCAGGAGGGUUUCUCUCCUCCACGGAUGGAUACUGUUCCACAGAGCCACUCCAGUACUAUGACAUGCUGACAGACCCUCUGGGGUACCCCCUGCAGGACCCAGACCUCCAGCUGCUCCCUUACAGCCAACAACAGUACAACCCUGCCAGCCUGCCCUUCCCCCUCUAUGGCUCUCCCCCCUCUUCCACCUCCUCUCCCUCCUCCUCCUCUUCCUCCUCGCAGCCAUGCCAUCCUCAGUACCACUACAGCCCUCACUGCAUGGAGCCCCCCUGUGUCCCCAGUCCCGAGCCACACUGCGGGGGUCUGGUGCAGGGGCUCGGGGUCGGAGGUUUGCCUCUGGUGCGGCGGACUCGGGUGGGGUUAGGAGGGAAGGGCAGGGGUCAGGACGAGCUGUGUGUGGUGUGUGGCGAUAAAGCUUCAGGGUAUCACUACAAUGCUCUCACCUGUGAGGGAUGCAAAGGUUUCUUCAGGCGUAGUGUGACUAAAAAGGCGGUGUAUCACUGUAAGAGCGGUGGUGGAUGUGAGAUGGACAUGUACAUGAGGAGGAAGUGCCAGGACUGCCGGCUGAAGAAGUGCCAAGCUGUGGGGAUGCUAGCUGAAUGCCUUCUGACGGAGGUGCAGUGCCAGUCUAAACGACUAAGAAAAGGAGGUAAAGGAAGAGGACAGGAGGAGGAGGAGAACACAGACAGCAGGAGGGUCAGCUCUACCAGCAGACUACCUGCACAGGCUCUGUCUGCCAGUUUAACCAGAGAGCAGAAGUACUUAGUGGACAGGAUGGUGGAGGCCCACAGACAGUACAGAGCUCAGGACAGCAGCCACUGCAGGUUGUUCGAGUGGCCGUGUGCAGAAGAAGGGGAGAGUUUGUCCGAGGUUUUAUCUCCAAACAUGCAAAGACUACUGCAGUUCGCCAGAACAGUGCCAGGCUUUGACCUCCUGGAUUUCUCAGAUCAGAGCUCUCUGUUGUCCGUCUCCUCACUGGAGGUCAUGUUUCUGCUCUCCGCUCAGCAGUUCUCCCACAACCCAACAAGCCCCAGUCCAGCCCUGCAGCUUUUCAGUAUGUCACCACACAACUGGCUGAGAAACGUAGAGUCAAAGGAAAACAUCCACAGCAGGACGCCGGUCAACUCAGGCAGCAGCGAGGAUCUCUUCGGCCCUGUGCUCAGCUUCUUCCACAGCAUGGCGACGCUGCGGGUGACGGAGGCUGAAUACACGCUGCUCACAGCUACAGCUCUGCUCUGCUCAGACCGUGCGUCCCUGCAUGCGGCAAACUGUGUUGAGAAAAUGCAAGAACUGAUUCUAGACCUGCUGUCCAGAGUGUGUGGGGCCCAGGCUGGAGCUGCGCGAGGGGGACCACAGAGGUUUGGCCGCCUGCUGGGCAGACUGACGGAGCUACGAACCCUCCGUCACAACUACCUCCUCCUGAUGAGACAGCAGCCCGGACUCUGAAGGAGAAGCAAACAGGAUAUGGUGGAAACCGGCACAAUCAUCUCUGGGGAGUUUCAUGUGUAAAUGUAAGGAGUUGAGGGGUCCUGUUUGAGCUGAGAACAAAUAUUUGGCCAUUCAAUUGUUUGUGCCUGUUAUUGAUCAAACUUUACUGCAUCCUGGAGGGUCUGUUGAUGACAUACUGACACACAAAUACAACAAUGACUGCAGCUCAUUCAGUCCUGCAGUCACUGUUGAGUUUUAGCUUCUGGUGGAACUUAAAUGUUGUGAUGGACUUUUGCGGUAUUUUAUAGCUCUUUUUAUAAAUGUUGUAUAAAGCUGACAUGAACGAGUACAGUGCUUUUGAACAAGCUGAGUAAUGUUACAUUAAAUAAAAUGCUAACUUUG